This is a messenger RNA of Pygocentrus nattereri (red-bellied piranha), 2156 nucleotides long. RefSeq names its product free fatty acid receptor 2-like. The record is from RefSeq and is a predicted model, not a curated record. Gene Ontology annotation, biological process: cellular response to fatty acid; G protein-coupled receptor signaling pathway. Gene Ontology annotation, cellular component: plasma membrane. Bases 55 to 1032 code for a protein of 325 amino acids. NCBI's taxonomy places the organism in Eukaryota, Metazoa, Chordata, Actinopteri, Characiformes, Serrasalmidae. The transcript has 2 exons. Gene Ontology annotation, molecular function: G protein-coupled receptor activity.
UCUUGGCCAUUUGCAUCGCUGACUGGCUGCGGAUUACUCACCCAUACCUGCACCAUGCAGUGGACAAGGGAAAUGAGUAACCUGGUCCUGGCAGUGUAUGGCAUCACGCUGAUCACAGGCCUUCCUGCCAACCUGCUGGCCUUCUACACCUUUGUCCAAAAAGUAAAGCAGAACGCCAAGCCCAUUGAUGUGCUCUUGCUCAGCCUCAACAUCUCGGACCUGAUCUUCCUCUUCUUCCUCCCCUUACGGUUGAAAGAGGCAGCUGACAUGAAAUGGAACAUGAGCUACUUCCUUUGUUCAGUGUCGAUUUUCGUCUUCUUCACCACCAUCUACAACAGCACCUUUCUCUUGACGGCUAUUGGUGUGGAGCGCUACCUCGGAGUGGCCUUCCCCAUCAAGUACAAAAUCAAGCGGAAUCCUCGGCAUGCGGUGACGGCAAGCGUCAUGUUCUGGGUGAUUUCCAUAGUGCACUGCAGUGUUGUCUUCAUUGUUCAGUACUGUUCUCCCCCCAACACCACCAUUCAUAACGAAUUCAAGCAAAACUCCUGCUAUGGGGUCUUCAACGAAGAACAGAUGACCAUCCUCAUGCCCUUCCGUCUGGAGCUGUUCAUUGUAUUUUUCUGCAUCCCUUUGAUCAUCUGCUGCUUCUGCUACAUCAACUUCAUCCUCAUCCUCUCCCGACUGCCCCACGUCAAUCCCAAGAAGCGUUUCAGGGCGAUCGGGCUCGCUCUCGGCACUCUCCUCGUCUUCAUCGUCUGCUUCAUGCCCUUCAGCGUUUCCCACUUGGUGGGUUUCAUUGGUUGGUACAGUCCAAAUUGGAGAGUGUACGCAUUGCUGACCAGCACCUUUAACGCCUGUAUGGACCCCUUCAUCUUCUAUUUCUCCUCUUCAGCACUCCGGGAGACGUUCAAACACUGCUUACAGGGAAUAGUCACAAGGCUGUCCUGCUGUCCCAGAGCUCUGUGCUGCCCCCAGAAGAACCGCCCCAGUGCUAAGGAGAACACACAAAGCUCCAGUGGCAGCUUUCUCUAGAUUCAGCAUUAAUUUUGGAUUGCUCUUUUCCCUCAUUUCUUUGUGAAAAAAUAAAGAUAAAGAAUACCAGGAGACUGUUAACCAAGAGCAACCAGCAUGAAACCCCCAAACUAAAUUUUUUAUAUUAAAUUUAACUAAAUUGCCUUGAACAGUGACAAUUGGAUCAAAACUCCAGCUCCGAUGCUUACAGUGCUACAAAAAACUACAGCUCAUCAAAUUUUGUGAUCUGUCCUGUAGCUAUGUUCAUGUUUGAGAAGAGAUUUAUAGAAAGCUUUAAAGAUGUAAAGAAAAUUGUACAUAAUGUAAAGGUUCAAAUGUUCGGGCUCUUAGAACACAUUAUGUGGAAUUUCCUCAAAUUCUAACAAAGUUCUUUAUGUUCUUCACACAGUUUCGAGGUGUUGUGUGGUUUUGUAUGUGUUACUAUACACUCUGCAUCUGUUCAAUUCAUGCACAUUUAUUGUUUGUAUAUAUUUUUAUGUAACUUUUGCAGAGAAUCAAAAGCUUUAUGAACUAGAGGGCAGUUCAGGGCUGACACAGCAAAGGCCAAAAAGGGGUUUCUUUCUUUCUUUUAUCCUGACAUGGCGUAAGGUUAUCAGCCAACACAACAUUUGAGCAGUUGUUUCCAGCAGACAGCAUAAAUAGAUGUGGUCACAGUUUGUUCCAUCUUCUGCUGAAAUCAUUUGCUGACCUCCUGGAAAUAGAUGAACCUUAAAGCCCUCUCCAAUCACACGUGGGACCCUUCAGUUAUUAGUGCCCAGAAUCAGUCCAGACUGAAAAUGUCCUUGUUUUCUUGUGCCUUUGUUCAGCACUGCACUUUCUCUUUUAAGUCCUUAUUUUAGGUUCUAUUUUGUCUUUUAUUUUUAGCUCUAAGUUAAAAUGUCUUUUAUUAUUGAGUUUUAUUAUUUAUGAGCUAUGUUCUUUGCACCUUCUUUUAAUUAACUAUCUUUACAAAUGCCUUUCUAACGUGCUUGAUUUUGGGAUGUGAUAAACUCCCUUGUUUUUACUGCACUUAAUAGCACUAUUUAAUUUUUUUAAACCCUUAUUUUAUGUUGUGGGUUGUGUAAAGCACUUUGAAUUGCCACUGUGUAUAAAACUUGCUAUACAAAUAAACUUGCCUUGUCUUA